CCAAUCGAAUCUUUCCCGCUUUUAUUAUUUUGCGCCUUUUCCGCUCCCAAUACAUAGAAACUACUCUGUAACGCUCUCUCACAAACGCAUUAGGGUUUCUCUUUCAUCCACUCUCAGGGUUUCAAGAUCAAAUCUCCAAAACAACAAUAACAUACGGUUAUGGACACUUCAAAUCCUGCUGCAUUUGUCAAUGCCCAAGUUCUUCCCAAUUUCAUUGGAAAGAAAGUAAGGAUUGUGGUUCAGGUGAAUCAGUCUGAUGGAGCGGCUAUCACGGGGAAAUCCACUGAUGAAUCUCAGAUAAUUGUGAAAGGGUUAUCAUCACAAGUGCCUGUUUUGAAUUAUGUUGAGGUUAUUGGCAUUGCUGAAAGUAGUAACACUAUCCGGGCUGAGAUAUUUACAGACUUUGGUGCCACAUUUGAUGUCAACUCUUACAAUCAGUUAUGCCAACUUGCAAAUGGUGAAUUCAGAAGUCUGUUUCUUUAGGGAUCUUGAAGAUUGUUGGAUCAGCUACUGGACCGUUUUAAGUUGCAGAUUCUUUGCUAAAGAAUCUGCAUACUUUUUAGCAUUUUAUGAUAGGAACUAAUAUAAUGUAUAUGUUUAUUCACUGAGGAUCUGAUAUGAAGACAUGUGUUGUGUUUGAACUAUAUCUUUAUGCUAUGUUAAGCUGUCUUGUUUGGUU
Molecule: messenger RNA, 679 nt
Organism: Vicia villosa (hairy vetch)
Lineage: Eukaryota; Viridiplantae; Streptophyta; Magnoliopsida; Fabales; Fabaceae
Product: replication protein A 14 kDa subunit B
Exons: 3
Coding region: 160-483 (107 amino acids)
Biological process (GO): DNA repair; DNA replication; DNA recombination
Cellular component (GO): nucleus
Molecular function (GO): DNA binding
Source: RefSeq, a predicted model, not a curated record